AUUUGAAACCGUUAAAAUGACAAGUGUAAAGACAACAAUUUUGAUGGCAGCAAAUUUAAUUUUUGUGUGACAUACUUUUUGGUGGCAAGUAAUACAUAAUGUACCGUAGAAUUAUAUGAAACACUGGAUUGUUCAGACACACCAAUUCUGUUCGCGUUCUCUCAAGCGUUCCAUUAAAAGCAACGCGAGCAGUAUGUGCGUAUGCGCUGAGCACUUCCAAACAAACACAAAAAAAAAACAUUUAAGGCCUGGAGCACGUUCUCCCCGCAAUAUUUAUGUUGUAUAGAGCCCAUUUUCGCGUUGCGACCGCGUAAAAGACGCAGUCGAGAUCAGAUAAGGCUCAACAAGUAAAGAUGAAAUUUUUGAGCGAAUGACAAAAAGGCGGGAAUUAGUCAACGUACAGGUAAAAAUGUACACACGAUUUUCUGUACAAUUAUUCAUACAUAUUCGUGUGUGUGUGUGUAUGUAUACGAGAGGAAAAAAAUUCAAAUCACUUAUCAGCGCAAUCUUCAAUGUGAUCUUCAUUGAGGUGGCGGCUGCGGCUUAACGAACGAAAGCGCUAUUUUUGCGCUCCAUUUAUUUCUGUACCUUCGCAAGCGAAAAGUGCGCGCGCGCGCGCGUACAAAUUUUUGAGUGCCGUUGCAAAUUAGAAUCAAAAACGUAAAUUAACCUUAGAACACGCUGUGUGGCAAAUAGCAAUCAAGGCAGCGCCGACAGCGGCAGCAGCAGCAGCAGGUGGGGCAGACUGUGCGUGCGCAUUUAUGUUUCUACGUUGUUUAUGUACGUAAAUGUAAGCGCGCAUAAGAGCGGUUUCAAAGCAUUCUCACCAGAUGCCGGUUGUGAUUACGCUCGCCGCCAAAGAGUCAGCAGGACAGUCAGUCCACCGCCCAGCAGAUCGGUCGGCCUACUCGCUGAGCAGCUUGGGGCGCGCGCGCGCGCGCUGAUGAAGCGUCUCAAAUUUUUGACAACUUUAUUUACAUAGAUGCGCGCAGAUGUGUACAUUUAUACUGGCAUAUAUCUACAUAUCUACAUACAUAUGUAUGUAUGUACGCCUGCCUGUCAGCAGCUAAGUACUAUAAAAGCGUGCGCAUAGCCAGUAUUUACAUUAAACUGCUUCUGAGUAACAAAACAGACGCACAUACUCCCACCGCGCGCACCAAUAAACACAAUCACACACACACGCUCGCACGAAUUGCAACUUACCGCUAAAAGUUGUGAAAAGCUUUUGUGGCUUUUUUCUCUGAAAAGGAUUAAUUUGUCAAGCGUACGCAAAAAAAAAAUGUGUCGCACAAUAUUUGCAUUUAUCACUUUCUGUUGCUUGGCUUUGACUUGCACGCAAGCGGCUGUUAAUAGCAAUUCACCGCGUCCAAACAAUCAAUACGCCGCCAGCUCACAGCAAAGCGAUGCAUCUGCUUCGGCAUAUUUUACAAAUAACCAAAAUCAAUAUUUGCAUAAUAAUCAUAUUGGUAGUGGCAGUCUACAACAGCAGUGGCAGCAGCAGCAACAACAACAACAGCGACCCCAACAGGAGCCAGUAACAGAAAAGAAUGUUUUGGAUCGUUUCGACCAUCGCUUCCCGGAUGGCAGCUACGAGUUCAGAUACGAAUUGGCUGAUGGUACUGCGCGCUAUGAACGUGGCUACUUUCUUGUCUAUGACAAAGUUAAAACGCUGGUUGUGGUUGGCUAUUACUCCUACCGUCAGACCGAUGGACGUUACAUCACUGUCUUCUACAAUGCCGAUCAAAAUGGUUACAGACAAAAUCAAU
Molecule: messenger RNA, 1766 nt
Organism: Rhagoletis pomonella (apple maggot)
Lineage: Eukaryota; Metazoa; Arthropoda; Insecta; Diptera; Tephritidae
Cellular component (GO): chitin-based extracellular matrix
Molecular function (GO): structural constituent of chitin-based larval cuticle
Source: RefSeq, a predicted model, not a curated record